UUAUGAGGAUCGCUGUGAUCAGCGCGGGAAUACACGUCAAAGGAAACUUCAGAGAGUAAGCUGCAAGCAGAUACACCGUCAGAUCCAGACCUGGCGUGUGAAAGACACGGUGAACCACUGGUUGUAUACUGUGUCACAUGUGAAGAUGUGCUUUGUGUGGGAUGUCUGGGUGAACACCCUCUACACACAAUCAGAGAUAUUCAGUCUGCAGGCCAAGCUGUCGGCAAUAUCCGGUCACCUGGAAAAAACUUUGGCAGAAUUCCAACAGAUUCUGUCUGAAUUGAAGGGUGUGCAAAAUAAAAUUCAGGAAAACCAAACUUUACAUUUGGAGGACAUCGAGAAGGCUUACUGUGCAGCCCUGGAUGUCUUGAAAACCUGGCUGAAUAACUCAACAGAGGCAGUGAAAAGUCGACACACAGAAUGGAGCGUUCAUUGUGCUGCAGCUGUAAAGCAUCUUGAGAUGGAGGAGGAGGAAGUGAGAAAGGUGCAGCAGUCCUCUCAAGAUUUGUUAUCCUCAACCAAGGUGCGAAUUUUAAAGGGUUCUAGGCAGCUGUUCAUAAGGACUGAUACUCAGUUAGAAGAGAUCAAAGCUUCAAUGAAGACACAGGAAGAAAUAAAACAGACACUACUGGAAUCUGUAAACAGUUACCCCGUUGAUCCCAGACGUGUGAUUGUAAGAGAGGAAGCUGCAGAACAUGAGGUUGUGAGAGGUCUAAUCAUCACAAAGCCGAGGCUGAUAUUCACAGAAACAGGUUAUGAACAACUGUUGAUUACUUACAAUGACUCAGUGGUAGAGUCUGACGGUAAUUGCAGUUUACAGUUGUGUAGAGCUGUGACAGACAGCUUUUUCCAGACGGGCAGGUACUACUGGGAGGUGCAGGUCACAUUUUUCCCGAAUAUAUAUGGCAAUUUCCGUUACUGCCGUGUAGGUGUUGUACAUCGGAACUGUGGUGUUAGGACGGAUACAGACCCUGGUGAUAACAUCUGGUGCAUUAGGAUGGAGUACCAUGAUGAUAUUGUCAGAUGCUAUAGUCACUGUGGUGGUGAGAUCCGAACUUGCUAUGAACGGUGGAAACCUGCCCUACGAUCUCUUCAUCUCGGUGUGUAUCUGGACUGUGACAACCGGUCAAUGACAAUCCUGGACCCUGAUAACAACCAACAAAUCUUCACCGUGUGGGAUCUAAACCUGUGCCAACCACUCGUACCAUGUGUUACAUUUGACCAGGUAAAAUUUGCGUCGGCUCGCCUGUUAUCAGGUGACUCUGUGGCUCUACCCUUAGUUCUCCGUAAUAUGUUAAAGGCACCGAACCAUUCUCCUUCCAGUUUGUAAAUAUAAAUUGAAAUAUUUUUAAAUUCCCAGAUUUAGAGCACUAAUGUAAGUGGCUGCCUAUUGAGGCCAGUACUUCACAAGUGCCUUGAGCAAGUAGAUUUCGCUACACGUGAUCUAUAAAUCUCCCGGUGUAGAAUUGUCCCUAUGAAUUUACAAAACGUGACAAAGAUAGACCUACUAUCAACGGCCUCAUUUUUUUCAAAAUUUGUCCGAACUUUGAACACACAUAUUACCAUCGAAACAACACAACGCGUUUUGAAUUAUUUGGUUGUUUUAUUGUUUGGGAGAUUUGGUUUUAUGAGUUGGAAACACAGGUGUUCAGAGCAAAGAAGUAAAAUGAACAUUCAGACGACAAUCUAUGUUCCAUGAUGACGUGUCGUGUGUGGUAAGGAGGAACUAUGGAAAUGUUCAGGUGGUCAAUGAAGGUGAUCAGAACUGAGAAAUAAAAUGAACAUUCUCACGACAAUCUGUGUUCCAUAAUGAUGUGCCGUGUAUGGCAAGGAGAGUCUUUGGAGGUCUUCCGAACUGAUAAGUGAAAUGAACAUUCUCAUGACAUUCUGCGUUCCAUGAUGACGUUUUGUGUGAGGUAAGGAGGAUCUAUGGAUGUGUCCAGAACUGACACGUGAAAUGGACCUUUUUUUGACAGUCUGUGUUCCAUAAUAACGUGUCGUGUAUGAUAAGGAGGGUCUGUGUAGAAGUUCUGAACUGACAAGUGAAAUGAACAUUCUGACGACAAUCUGUGUUCCAUGAUGACGUGUCGUGUGUGGUAAGGAGGAACUAUGGAGGUAUUCAGGACUGACAAGUGAAAAGAACAUUCUGACGACAAUCUGUGUCCUAUGAUAACGGGUUGUGUGUGGUAAGGAGGAUCUAUAGAAGUGUUCAGGAUGGACAAGUGAAAUGAACAUUCUGACGACAGUCUGUGUCCUAUGAUAACGGGUUGUGUGUGGUAAGGAGGGUCUAUAGAAGUGUUCAGGACUGACAAGUGAAAAGAACAUUCUGACGACAAUCUGUUUUCUGUGACGACGUUUUGUGUGAGGUAAAGAGGAUCUAUGGAGGUGUUCAGGACUGACAAGUAAAAUGGACAGUUUGAUAACAAUCUGUGUUCCAUGAUGAAGUGCCUUGUAUUGUAAGGAGGGUCUAUGGAAGUGUUCAGGACUAACUAGUGAAAUGAACAUUCUGACGACAGUCUGUGUUCCACGAUAACGUGUCUUGUGUGGUAAGGAGGGUCUGUGGGUGUGCUCAGAACUAACAAAUGAAAUGGACAUUUGGACGACAAUCAGUGCUUAAUGAUGGCGUGUUGUGUAAGGUAAGGAAGGUCUUUAGAGAUGUUCAGAACUGACAAGAGAAAUGAACAUACUGACGACCAUCUGUGUUCCAUGAUGAGGUGUUGUGUCAUCUGGGCAGGUGUUCAAAACGCGACAACAAUCUCUGUUCCAUGAUGACGUGUCGUGUGUGGUGAGGAGAGUCUUUGGAGGUUUUCAGGACUGACAAGUAAAAUCAACAUUCUGCCGACAAUCUAUGUUUCAUGAAGUGCCUUGUAUGGUAAGGAUGAUCUUUAUAGGUGUUCAGAACUGACAAGUACACUGAACAUUAUGACGACAAUCUAUGUUCCAUGAUGACGUGUUGUGUAUAGCAGAAAGAAUCUUUUACCAUUUCAUAUUUAAGACAUGUAGAUACACGUUAAGACAGGUUUAGAUUGUUGUAAAUUAGGAGUUAAAAUAGUCACAGGAUGAAUGAUUUUCAUUUGCUUCAAACUGAAAUUGGAAUCGAAGCUUUAUAUAUUCCAUUAUUCUAUUUCUACUUUGCUUUUAAUGUAGCUUAAAGUUUAUAAUCAAUUAUUACACGUAUGCAAUGAUGAUUAUACCUUAUUUCAUGUCUGAUAGUGAGUAUACCAUAUACCUUAUGUAAUAAUGAUUAUGCCUUAUGUAAUGACAAUUAUGCCGUAAGUAAUAAUGAUUAUGGCUGAUGUAAUAAUGAUUUUGCGUUAUGCAAUGAUGAUUAUGUCUGAUGCAAUAAUGAUUAUAUCUGAUGUAGUAAUGAUAAUUCCUGAUGUAAUCAUAAUUAUGCCUUAUGUAAUCAUAAUUAUGCCUUAUGUAGUAAUGGUUAUGCUUUAGGUAAUACUGAUUAUACCUUAUGUAAUAAAGAUUAUACCUUAUGUAGUAAUGGUUAUGCCGUAUGUGGUAAUGAUUAUACCUUAUGUAAUAAUGAUUAUGCCUCAUGUAAUAAUGAUUUCAACUCACGUCACAAUGAUUAUACCGUACGUAAUGAUGACUAUACAUAUAUAUUAAUGAUUAUGAAGUGCUUUCAAUGUUUCUCUUGUAGACUUACUUGCUCUUGUGUUCACGUCUUGUGAUCUUUGGUAGUAAUAAGUUUCUAUAAGUGACUGGGUGCAGCCUGGACUCGUCUGCCAUCAUAAAACUUAAUGGACACGAUGAGUAUGCUGUGAAGAUGUAGGCCGGUCAAUUCUGAUUAGACACUAUAUGAUGUUUUGAAGAAAUGGGCAUGUUAAUUCUGAACAUCGUUACAGUUCAUCUUUCUUAUAGUUUUCAUCGCAUCUUAAGUUUAAAU
Molecule: messenger RNA, 3898 nt
Organism: Liolophura sinensis
Lineage: Eukaryota; Metazoa; Mollusca; Polyplacophora; Chitonida; Chitonidae
Exons: 7
Coding region: 146-1330 (394 amino acids)
Source: RefSeq, a predicted model, not a curated record